UAUCUCCUUUUUAAAUUGCGUUUAAAUAUGAAUGCUAAAGAAAUUUUAAUGAAAGCCGUGCAAUGUGACCAAGCGGGGCGCAUAUUAGAGGCACAAAAUAACUAUCAAGAAGGAAUACAAAUUCUAAUGGAAUUGGUUAAUGACGAAAACGAUGUGGCCAAGAAAAAAGUUUUCUAUGAGCGCAUUAAAGAGUAUAUUGAUAGGGCUGAACAAAUAAAGGAACGCGUUCGGAGGCAUGUCUCACAAGGUGAAUUAGUUUCUCAUAAUCCUAUUGAUGAAGAUGCUACUGGCUACAGUUACAAAAGCCUAUUUGGAAAAUACAUAACUUCCGACGUAAAGGAAGUCCUCUUAGAAGAGCCAUAUCUUACAGAAAGAUAUCAGUUUCAAAAUUUAAUAAUAUUUUUCGAAUUAUUGGUGAAACAUAGUACGGGUUUAACAUUUAUAUCCUUGAUAACUAAAACAGAUCCUAAAAAUCCCUCCAACCAACAACAAAUACUCCAACAGAUCAAGGGAGAUUUGGCUAAACGUGGCGUUACAUUAAGCAUUAAAUUCGAAAACUCCUUACAUGAUCGAAAAAUAGUUUUGAGUAAUGGUUAUAUAAUUAAAAUUGGCCGAGGUCUGCACUUUUUUAAAGCCAACAAUCCCUUAUUUUCAUUGGGACUAGGCGACUACGACUUUCGUAGAUGUCUACAAACCGAUGUGGAUAUUUGGCGUACGGGAAAUAUUUAGAAAAAAAGUUCCUUUUAAGUUCUUUUAUUUUUGUAAUUUAAAAUAAGUACUUAUCUAAUGUUUUUAGAGAUAUUUUAAUGUAUUUUUUGGUCAAAUAAAAGUAAAUAUUUUUUAUACUU
Molecule: messenger RNA, 848 nt
Organism: Lucilia cuprina (Australian sheep blowfly)
Lineage: Eukaryota; Metazoa; Arthropoda; Insecta; Diptera; Calliphoridae
Product: MIT domain-containing protein 1
Exons: 4
Coding region: 28-729 (233 amino acids)
Source: RefSeq, a predicted model, not a curated record